Molecule: messenger RNA, 1479 nt
Organism: Miscanthus lutarioriparius
Lineage: Eukaryota; Viridiplantae; Streptophyta; Magnoliopsida; Poales; Poaceae
Source: the annotation of a GenBank genome assembly
AUGGACGCCGCCGGGCCGCCAUCGGCCGCCGCUUCCGACUCUGGCGGCGCAGCAGCCCAGGCCGACGGCGGCGGCUCCAGCUCCAAGACCUCCUCCCUGCUCGGCAUGCCGGUUCCCGUGGCGGUGGCGGCCGCCGCCGCACUCGUCGCCCUGCUCGUCCUCUCCACGGUGGUCGCCGCCGUCCUCUUCGCGCGCAGGCGGGGCGCCAGGCCGCCCUCGCUGUCGCGCGUCGAGCACGCGCCGUCCUCCGCCUCCGGCUCCUCCCGCGCCGCGUCGUCCGCGCGCAAGGAGACGGUCGGCGGCGCGGACCAGGGCGCCGGGGCGGGCGCCACCGCCACCGCCACCUCCUCUGGCGUGGCCAGCUCCUCCGCGGCCGCGAGCUCCCUCGAGUCGCCGGUGAAGAGGAAGGCGGAGGCGGUGGCGGUCAGGGCCGUCGGCGGAUGCGGGGCCGCGGCGGGGGUGGAGAUGGAGAUGGGGUGGGGGAGGUGGUACGACCUCACGGAGCUGGAGGUCGCCACGGGCGGGUUCUGCCCGGAGAACGUGGUCGGGGAGGGAGGCUACGGCACGGUGUACCGCGGCAUCCUUGCCAGCGGCGAGGUGGUCGCGGUCAAGGACCUGUUUGAUCACAAGGGUCAGGCCGAGAAGGAAUUCAAGGUGGAGGUUGAAGCCAUCGGCAAAGUGAGGCACAAGCACCUUGUCGGGCUCAUCGGGUACUGCGCAGAAGGCCCUAAACGGAUGCUCCUUUACGAGUUCGUCGAAAACGGCAACUUGGAGCAGUGGCUGCACGGCGACGUCGGGCCGGUCAGCCCUUUGACGUGGGAGAUUCGGAUGAAGAUCGCCGUCGGAACGGCCAAAGGCAUAGCGUACUUGCACGAAGGCCUGGAACCGAAGGUGGUGCACCGCGACAUCAAGUCGAGCAACAUCCUGCUGGACAAGAAAUGGAACCCCAAGGUGUCGGACUUCGGCAUGGCCAAGGUGCUGGGGUCCGGGUCCAGCUACGUGACGACCCGGGUGAUGGGCACGUUCGGGUACGUGGCCCCCGAGUACGCGUCGACGGGCAUGCUGAACGAGAGCAGCGACAUCUACAGCUUCGGCGUGCUGCUGAUGGAGCUCAUCUCCGGGCGCAGCCCCGUGGACUACAACCGGCCCGCCGGCGAGGUGAACCUGGUGGAGUGGUUCAGGGGCAUGGUGGGCAGCCGCCGCGUGGAGGACCUGGUGGACCCGCGCAUCGCCGCGCCGCCGCCGUCGCGGGUGCUCAACCGGGUGCUCCUGGUCUGCCUCCGCUGCAUCGACGCCGACGCGCACAAGCGGCCCAAGAUGGGGCAGAUCGUGCACAUGCUCGAGGGCGACGAGUUCCCCUUCCGCAUGGAGCACCGCUCGCCGCGGGCGACUCACCGGACGUCGACGGGCUCGCGGCCGUCGCUUCUGUCGGAGAACGUCGGUGCCACCGACGACUCGGACAAGUCGAUGCGGAGAUGA